AUUGUCCCAUUACGUGUGCAUUGUCCUCUGACUUUUUGAGCUGGCCACUCUUUUCUUUAUUUCUUUUCCUUUCUUAACUAAACUUUUUGUUUUCUCUUUGCCUCUUCAUUUUUUAAACCAAAAUUACUUCACUUUCCUCAAUCUUGAGCCUUUUUAUUUUUUUAAAUUUUUUGAACACUAUCUUUAUUUCUUGUAGCUGUUGUUAUUGGAAUCUCAAACUUCACAUGCAAAAUUCUCUGCAUAGUUUCUUCACUGAAUAAGCACUUUUGCUUGAUAUAUUAAGCGCUUAAGCAGGAAAGCAACUUUCAUAGCUUCUUCAGUGAAUAAGCACUUUGGAUAUGCUGUUUUUGGAUAUAGCUUCUGUGAUGAAUUUUUGGUCUUCCUUUAUGCUGCCUUUAAGCAGGAAAUAUGAAGGAUGACAGAGAUUACAUUGAAUUCAAUUGUCAAUAUCUUAUACCAUACACUAAAAAAACUCUCCAUGAAAUUCUUCUCACCAUUGCAAGCUUUUCUUUUUAUCAUUGUUAUUCUUUCUCCUCUUGCUAUUGCUGACCUGAAUUCCGAUAAGCAAGCCCUUCUUGAUUUUGCUUCUGCCAUCCCUCAUCGUCGCAACCUUAAGUGGGACCCUGCUACCUCAAUAUGUACAUCUUGGAUAGGCAUCACUUGCAAUCCAAACAGUACUCGUGUAGUUUCUGUCCGGCUCCCCGGAGUCGGACUAGUAGGCACCAUUCCAUCCAAUACACUCGGCAAACUUGACUCACUUAAAACUAUUAGCCUUCGCUCAAACCUACUAAGUGGAAGUAUACCUCAUGAUAUUACUUCUCUUCCGUCUCUACAAUAUCUCUACCUUCAACAUAAUAACCUUUCUGGUGAAUUACCAACAUCAUUGCCGUCGCAACUCAAUGCACUUAUUUUGUCAUACAAUUCUUUCACAGGUAGCAUUCCGAAGACAUUGCAAAACUUAACGCAACUAACUCGAUUGAGCCUCGAGAACAACUCCUUAUCUGGACCGAUACCUGAUCUCCAUGUAAACCUCAAACAAUUGAAUUUGAGCUACAACCAUUUGAAUGGAUCUAUCCCUUCAUCUCUUCAUAGUUUCUCAAGUUCUUCCUUUGAAGGGAACUCUCUCUUAUGUGGAUUGCCUCUAAAGCCGUGCUCCGUAGUCCCUCCUCCAUCGCCUCCUCCUGCAUUGGCUCCUAUAAGACACGACUCGAAAAAUAAACUGAGUAAAGGAGCUAUCAUUGCAAUUGCUGUUGGUGGAGCUGUUCUGUUGUUUUUCGUAGCUCUUGUCAUUGUUCUUUGUUGUUUAAAGAAAAAAGAUAACGGAACCUCAAGAGUAGUUAAAGCCAAAGGUCCUAGUGGUGGUGGUGGAAGGACUGAAAAGCCGAAAGAAGAGUUUGGAAGUGGAGUGCAAGAAUCUGAGAGAAAUAAAUUGGCUUUCUUUGAGGGAUGCUCUUACAAUUUCGAUCUCGAGGAUUUGUUGAGAGCUUCGGCUGAGGUCCUUGGAAAGGGUAGUUAUGGUACUGCAUAUAAGGCUAUAUUGGAGGAGCAAACGACGGUUGUAGUCAAAAGGUUGAAAGAAGUUGUGGUUGGCAAGAGGGAAUUCGAACAGCAGAUGGAGAUUGUUGGAAGCAUUGGAAAUCACCCGAAUGUCGUUCCGCUUCGCGCUUAUUAUUAUUCAAAGGAUGAGAAGCUUUUAGUUUGUGACUAUUUCCCGAAUGGCAAUCUAUCUAUACUCUUGCAUGGUACUAGGACAGGCGGAAGAACUACUUUAGAUUGGAACACGCGAGUGAAAAUCUCUCUUGGAAUUGCCAGAGGAAUUGCUCAUUUACAUUUAGUUGGUGGUCCAAGAUUCACACAUGGAAAUGUGAAAUCCUCCAAUGUCCUCCUAAACCAAGAUAACGAUGGCUGCAUUUCCGAUUUCGGCCUGACACCACUCAUGAACAUUCCUGCAACCCCUUCUAGAACCAUGGGCUACCGUGCUCCUGAGGUAAUUGAGACUCGGAAGCACACUCAUAAAUCAGAUGUUUACAGUUUUGGUGUCCUUCUUUUAGAAAUGCUUACAGGUAAAGCGCCACAACAGUCUCCAGUACGCGAUGACAUGGUCGAUCUCCCUAGAUGGGUUCGGUCCGUUGUUAGGGAGGAGUGGACCGCCGAGGUUUUUGAUGUGGAGCUAAUGAGGUACCAAAACAUUGAAGAAGAAAUGGUGCAAAUGUUGCAAAUUGGUAUGACUUGUGUCGCGAAGGUUCCAGAUAUGAGGCCUAACAUGGAGGAAGUAGUGAGAAUGAUUGAAGAAAUUCGGCAAUCUGACUCAGAUAACCGGCCGUCUUCUGAUGAUAAUAAAUCGAAGGAUUUAAAUGUCCAAACUCCAUGAUUAAUUUUGCUUCCCUUUUUUCUUGUGUUCCAAGCAAAUUGAUUUAUUGAACUUGUUUGUCUAGGAAGUAACAUUCAAUGGGAUAUAAAAGAAGAUGAAACACUUCUCUAUAAUGGAAUUACUUUGACUUAUUUUGUUGUGAUUCAAUUCAUGAUUUUCAUUCAGGAACAAUUGUUCUUUAAUUGUUGUUAGUGCCACCAAUAGAUGUGUAUUGCAUCAAA
Medicago truncatula (barrel medic) is the source of this 2592-nucleotide messenger RNA. Its product is annotated as probable inactive receptor kinase At5g58300. Bases 416 to 2371 code for a protein of 651 amino acids. The transcript has 3 exons. Gene Ontology annotation, biological process: protein phosphorylation. The record is from RefSeq and is a predicted model, not a curated record. Lineage: Eukaryota; Viridiplantae; Streptophyta; Magnoliopsida; Fabales; Fabaceae. Gene Ontology annotation, molecular function: protein kinase activity; ATP binding; protein binding.